AUGUCGCUGGCUUCAUUUCGCUCCCGAGCCACAAAAAUCGUGUGCGUUGGCCGAAAUUACAAGGAUCACGCGAAAGAGCUCGGAAAUGCGAUUCCCACAAAACCAAUGCUUUUCUUGAAGUCGAGAAACGCAUUCCUCGCUGAAGGUGAACCUAUUAGAGCGCCACCUGGUUGUCAAAACUUGCACCAAGAAGUUGAGCUGGGUGUAAUUAUCGGGAGACAAGCCAAGAAUGUGCCAAAAUCCGAAGCGAUGAACUAUGUGGGCGGCUACACUGUAGCUUUGGACAUGACCGCCCGCGAUUUUCAAGAUGAGGCGAAGAAAGCUGGAGCUCCUUGGUUUUUGGCCAAGUCAUUCGAUGGAUCUUGCCCAGUGUCUGAAUUCAUUUCAAAAGAUUUAAUAGCUAAUCCUCACAAUGUCGAGCUCUUCUGUAGAAUCAAUGGAAAAGAUCAACAGCGUUGCAAGACCGACGUGAUGAUUUUCGACAUUCCAACGCUCAUUGAGUAUGCGACAAAGUUCGUUACGCUCGAAGCCGGCGACCUUCUCCUAACCGGAACGCCGGCCGGUGUUACCCGAAUUCAAGCCGGCGACGUCAUUGAGUUCGGCCUCACCGGAAUCACUAGCACGAAAUUCAACGUUGAAUAA
Messenger RNA from Caenorhabditis bovis, 642 nucleotides. Lineage: Eukaryota; Metazoa; Nematoda; Chromadorea; Rhabditida; Rhabditidae. The record is from the annotation of a GenBank genome assembly.